ACAAUCAACAACAGAUCAACCAUGUCCAGUAAAAAUAUUUAAAAACACAGGCAGUGAGCUCGUCCCCACAAUAAACCCUGAGACACUUGUUAGGAAGUGUGGCUCAAAUCGACCACUAUUGUGAAAGUUGAGACCGGAAGCGCCUGCAUGUUGCUGCGCAGUGUGACAGUGGCUGGGGACAGGAUGCUGUCAGGCCAAACAGACGCACCGACCUAACGGGGAGAAACCGCAGCAGCAUCUUUGCUUUCUGAAACUGGAUAUCCAGAUUAUGGACAUGGUAUAUUCACAAGGGAUUAAGAAAACAGACCUCUGCAACUAUUACAAAUCACAAGACAACCACAGCUGAGACUCCCACUGACAACCUGCAGCACCUGGAGGAGAGGGAUGAGGCAUCCACUACUAACAGCCAAUAGCAAAAACUUGGAGCAUCGAAAUAGCCAAUAGCCUCAAUGAAGACCAUUGUGCUAGCCAAUAGGACUGCUCCAAACUGAUAGUGUGGCGAGAUUAAGGGAGAGCUGAACCGAGGGUGGAGAGGCAGCGGGGCUACCAUCCUCUAUUUUUUCCUUCCGCCCUGUGGAAGCACUCAACCACAACACACUCAUCAUCCUUUUUCCUCCUUUCCAUUCUGUCACUGCACUCGUUCUCUCACUUUUUAUCCAUCUAACUGUCCAUCUUACUUGAUGAAUAGGUCAGUGGAACCUACGCCCCGCAGACCUGUAUAGACUUUUUAGUGAACAUCAGUGAAUUCAAUUAUUCAGGCUGUAGAGCUGCCAACAGAGAUCAUCCUACUCAGGCAAUGCAGUAGUAUAUCUGAAUACAAUACUUGACCUGCCCCCCAGCCCAGAGUCUGGCUCAGUCCCACCAGGUCCUAUAAGCAAUAAGGGCCAGGGGAUUCAUCUCUUUCUAGACUUUCACUUCUCUACCUUGUGUCUUCAUGGUUUGGGGGUCCUCCGGUGCCCCCGCCCUCUGUCGACCCCCCCGCACCCGCUGCCACCACGGCCGGCCACCCCAGUCGCCUUGUUGCCAUGCCGACAGAGACACUGGCUCCAGCCCUUCCAGAUAGCAAGGCAGCUGGCCCCGCGACGCCCUUCACUUCCACCGUGCCCCUCCGCAUCCUCAAUAAGGGUCCUGACUACUUCAGGAGACAGGUGGAACCUAACCCAAAGCGCCUUAGUGCUGUUGAGAGACUAGAAGCUGACAAGGCCAAGUAUGUCAAGAGCCAGGAAGUUAUCAACGCCAAGCAGGAGCCAAUCAAACCACCAAUGCUGGCCAAGCCUCCCAUCGGUCACACCCUCCUGUCCAAGAGAGGCUCUGGGAUUGGUGGAGGAGGAAAUGGAGGUGGGAUACCUUUCAAAGCAUCCAAUAACAACGCCAAGUCAGACACAUGUGCAACAAGCAGCGGCAGCAGCAAACGGGAGAAUUUAAACCUGGAGAUCCUGAAAAAUCUGCUUAACUCAUCGUCCUCUUCAGGAGCAGGAUCUGAAGGGCUAGGAGGUGGAGCUAAGAGUGCGGUGAUGAUGAGGUCAUCAGGGGGAAUGGCCAGGAGUUGGACACCUUCAGGGAUGCCGUUAACUUACCGAUCUACAAUGACGCUUAAUGAGCAACCACCAGACUCAGCUCCUAGUCCAAGCACCUCACAUUCCCUCCGAUCCUUCUCCCAUUCCCUGAAGGUCCCUCCAGUCAACAUUGGGGGGCGUCGCAGUCCACUCCAGGGAGGAAACCUAAACCUUAGUAGACGAGUCCUGGACGAGAGAGGAGGUGAAGGAGGAGUUAUCGAUCGCUCUCGUUCCCCACUACCACCUCUGCUCACCUCCCAUUCCUCCUCUGACCUCCUGCGACUGUGCAAUGGCAAGCCACUCCGCAUGGCCCGAUCCAGCAGCUCCUCAGCUCCACCCCUCCCUCCAAAACCCAACCCUGCCUCCCUCCCUCCUCCCGCACUUUCCUUGUCAUUGCCUCCCCCUCAUCCAACUCCAUCCCCCUCGCCCUGUGACAACAAUACCCCUCAGUCGCUACCUUGUGAUAUCGGAGACCCUUACAAUACUUCAACAGAUCCCACCCUGGAGCUUGAGCUUGGUUCAUCCGUGGCUCGUCGCUCCUCGCUACACAGAUCUAAAUCAGACCUGUCAGACCGGUACGCCCGUGCUGGAGCUGAUGUGGAACGUUUUUUUAACUAUUGCGGCAUCGACCCAGAGGAGCUGGAAGCAGUCGGUCCAGAGAACUUUGCACGGGCUAACUCAGAUAUCGUCAGCCUUAACUUUCGAUCAGCCUCUAUGAUCUCCUCUGACUGUGACCAGUCUAGGCAAUCCUCCAACGAUGGACUAUCAGAUGCGGAUGAGGGCGAGGAGGAGGAGGAGGAGGCAGGGGAGCGUGUUCCAUAUGGUAUCUCUGCUGUUGAGCGAAAUGCAAGAGUCAUUAAGUGGCUGUACAGCAUCAGACAGGCGAGAGAGACGCAAAAAGUCUCACAUGUUUAGGACAAGCAGUAAAAUGGAUUGGAUGUACUGUAAACUACAGACAAACUGCCCCAUGUUUCAGAAUUGAUAGAUGGACCAACAUUACUUAUAGGUUUAGAGACUGUGAUCUUGUGGCUGAAUUGAAAAUUUGUCAAAAUGUAUAGAUGGAUGAACGAAUGGAGGGAAGAGAAAGUCUAACACAAACUAGGUAAGAAAACAGACAAUGUUUUGUUUAGAUGUAUGAAGAGUGAGGAAAAGGACUCCAAUCCUCCCUGAAUUAGAACAACAUGAACACUAAAAACAGAAAGGAAUUAAACUUGGACAGUCAUAUGAACAAAAUCUAGUCCAGUCUAGUGUGGAGAGACAAACACAGGACAUGUUUAAAAAAACGACAGAUGUCUGUCAAUUUGCUUGAGCAACAAGAGCGAAAUGCACUACGAUUGUCCAAGGACCCAUAAAGUGACCGCCUCACUACACUACACGGGGUUAUAGGCCAUUCUCACUGACAACAUUUUGGCUUGUCCAACAUUACAUUUGGGGGCAGCCUGGUUUCAGACCUAUGCAUAAUCACCCACAUCUGAUUUGCUCAGCUAUUCAAAAAGGAUUGGUUUCAUGUUUACUAUUCAUAGCGUUGUAGGAGGGAUUAUGAAUUGAGACAUAUAGCCUAUAUAGCUUAAUCUGUAAAAAAUGCCAACAUGAUGUAAGUGUAAGUAAUUAAAAAAAAACUCCCGCUGGGAAUCCACAUUAAAAGUGAGACGUAGCGUUCUGUAUGAUGAAUCCGCACCAACUCCACUCUCCACUUUUCCAUCUCCAUCCUCUGAAGCAGUUGUCCUGUCAACAGCACCUGAGGAGAUGAGAGGACACUGGCCAGACCAACUGUCCAGGCAGUCACACACGUGUGUCUCUGAAUCAGUGUGCAUUGACACAUGUGAAAAAAUGGAACAUUUCACAACAACAGUUCUCACAUUGCGCCUUUCAUAUAGAGCAGGUCUAGACCGUACGGUUUUGAUAUUAUUCACAAAGACCCAACAGUUCCCACCAUGAGCAAGCGCUUGCCGGCUUGCCUUUUAAGAGGCAGAAACCUCGAGCAGAACCAUGGCUCAAGGUGGGCGGCCAUCUGCCUCGACCAGUUGGGGUUGAGGGAGAGAGAGAGAGAGAGAGAGAGCCAUAGAGGGCUGGGGGGAGUGGGGAAAGCAGCCAACACAGUAUCCAGACUGAAAAUGAUGAAAUAAUUAUAGAAAUGAUAAUAAUAAUAACAAGUGGACUAGUAAUAAUACAACAAAGGGUGUUGAGCAGGAACACGGUAGCAGGUUCAAUUGAUAUUAGGGCUUUGUCACAAAACCAACUUUAGACGAUUAAGAAUUAAAAGGUAAUUUGUUUGAAUUUAUUUGUUGCAGAAUUUACUUGAUUCUGCCCAUCUGCACUGUCUCUGCUGCCUCACUGAGUGACACAGCUAGCAGGUGACUUCACAUUUGUUGUGCUAAUAUUACUGUAAGGCAGUCCGCAGUUAUCCACAGUUUUUACAUCUGUGGUGUCAAAUCCAGAAUUCUUCCUCGCAUUAUUUCUAAGGUGGUUUGGUAUCACGAUCAUCUGUUCAGCACUUCACUAGUUUCCUGCAAUUUGUGUUAGCAAAGAGCAACAACAAAUCAGUGUCACAGUGCAUUAACAAACGUUACUGUUGCACUUAUAGAAUGUGAAUUUGAAUUAAAUUCAGAUCAAAUAUUUAUUUUAUCCUAUAUUUAUCCUACAAUUGAACGGUACUUUCAAUUUCAAAUACAACCACCUUAAUCAGUUUAAUGCUUACUGGAAUCAUAGCUCCUGUGUAAACUAAAACUCACUACUGAUUGGUCAGGCCAAAAUGUCCACUUUGAGAAAGGCCUAUGUCACAGUGUUGAUCUCUCAGUUUAAACACACUUUGAAAAAAGUCCCUGAUCUCUUUGAAAAACAGAUACUGAACGCUGUCAAAAAUGAGAAAUCACUUUGGAAAGUCAGUGAUGCUGGUACACUGUGCGACCGUAAUGACGUCCACUCAGAGAAGUUACUUAAUAUUCAUUACAGGUGACUGUUAAAGGAAACAUGUAUCAAUGCCGCACUAACUUAAUGGGUCAAAAGAUUAGGUCAUUAAGGAAUCAAGGUAUAAACUAUGAUAUUGUAAAUUAUAGAGAAAGUCAUGAAAAACAAGUGGUUAUAAGCUAGCUUUCACUAAGCUUUAGCUCUUAAGCUAGUUAUUGUAAUUGCUAAAUGAAGGCCUAGGAGUGUGUAAUGUUUGAGUGACAAAGGAAACAGGAUGUUGACAAUGAGUCAUUUAGACAGAUGCUCACACAAUAUAAAAUAUAAUCUCUCAAUACUUAUCUGUACGGCAUUAAGGGCACACAAUCAUAUCAAUGCGUUGAUUAAAAAAUUUGUCAUCAAUCUGUUUAUUUCAACCAACAAAACAUUUCACUGGAGAGUUCUGGUGUCAUGUGAUGGGAUAUGGUUUUUCAAAGGCUGUUCCACACUGACAAGAGUCCUGACAUGUAUAAAUAUAGAAAAUAAAGAAAUAAAAUAAUAAUUAAUACAGUACACAUAAAUUUUGCCAACGUUAGUUCUUCCCACUAUACAUUACUUUUCAUUGAAGUUAAACCAUUGUAUUUAUAUUUUACAGUUCUGAUUUGAAAGAGUGUAAUUUUCACAUGGAAGAGUCACAAUGUAAAUUGUAUUUGUACAAUGACAAUCAUGAUUAAUGAUAAACUCAAACAUUUAUUGAACAUUUGUUAGGAAAACUAUAUUGUUAUUAUUAUCAUUGUUUUAUUGUCCAGCCCUAAGUCAUCAGUAACUGAUAAACAUUAAUUUAGUGAGUUUGCCAAACUACUAGACAUCCUUUCUAUUGUGUAGUCAAUGUCCUCUCUACAUGCUGGUGUGGGUUUAACAGAUGAAGAACAUCACUAUAUAAUGCUAAUGCUUGAUGCAUAGAGAGUGGCCCGUGUCUUUAUUCUCUUCAGAAAGACAACACUCAUUUUCUUACUUAAAUUAACUCAGUGAUAGCAUGAUGGUGUUUUCAGACAUUUAGCUGUCCAAUGAAUGAGUUGGCAGUCAGUACAUAUGACUUCAUGUUUACUCCUCUUAGUUCAUGUGUAAUAAGUCAGUGAACAUGAAUGGGACCACAACUAAAAGACAACUAUUCUUUAUUUUCAUCUUGUGCGAAGCAAAUGAACCAAAUUACAGGUGUUAAACGGAUCAAACCUACACACAUAUUACAGAUGCCAUCACUUCUUUACUUCUUACUCGGUGAAAGUAAAAGUUCAACAGAGAUGAUCACUGGGAUCAAAUGAAGGACUGUUACAGGACACCAAAACUCUCCUUUCAAACACAAUUAUGCGAUUAUGUACACCACCGGGCACUAUCAACCUGCACUGAAAGCAAUAUAAGUCUGUUCACUAUUACAGGACAUUUUACUAUAUGGUAUUGCAUAGGAAGGUGGAAGUAUGCUCAUGAUCAUUUUAUAUGUCAAUGUUCUCUACAAAUGCCACUUGAGAUGUAUAGGUGUUUAUAGUUGCUUAUACGGUAAAUAGCGUCCUACAACCACACACAGGAGGAACUCCAGUAGUGGGUCUGCAUUACUUCAUGGUGGACGUGUCAAUGCCCUCAGCUCUGCUUUCCCUCUCUCCACCUCUGUCUUCAAAACCAGCCGCAGGGAGAAACCUGUUAAUGAAGGUUGGUCCAUUACCAAGUUCACCUCCACCCUUACCAUGUCAUCUAUGUAGAUGUCUGCACAUCGCUGACAUGUCGCAAGGCCUGAAGUCAUGGGUGUGAAUGCAGCGCCUCAGUCAGUGUUUACCAAAUGUCAGUGUGUCUGUCUGCCCCACCACCUCCCUUCACCUCACCUUAAAUCAGUGGUGGAGUGUGUCCAACAGCAGCAACAACCCUGCUGGGCUUACUUCACUUUGCUGCACAGUACGCUGUAUCAGAAAAAACAUAAGCAUCAACACCUGAGGCGACCUCAGUCCCUUUCAUUUUGACAGGUAAAAGGUUUGGAAUGCACAUGGGAGAGUGGGGUGAGAUGGGCCACAUAUUAGUGGAAUAUAUCUAGUCCUUAGAUAAAGGCUUGCUGCUGUCUAACACCCCAUUUACGCUUUUUAUGCGUCCGGUAGAUCAGAUAGCUAUCCAGUAUCAAGAACGUAGAGUAAAUGCAACCGAGAAACACCAAAAGACAGACUGAAGUCGGGUUGUUCAAACAAGAUCAGGACACAGUGUGAGAAGUUUUAUUGGUAAAUAUAUCUGUCUUGCCAAGUCACAUAGGUCAUAUCAUCAUAGCCUUUGCUAACUUGUAGCAGCUGAGAAAACAUCUGGUGUUUUGGUCUGGCUAUUUUCAAGCUCAGAAAAACUGAAGUGGCAUACAGAGUAGAGCAGGAUGUUCUGCUGACACAUUGUAUUAUACAACAGUCCUCCUAAGAAACACUCUGAAACCACAUUAGUUUAAUGUAAGUUACAACUCACCAUUAAAUCCGAAAGUCAUCAUACGCUAUGAAACCGCAUUUUGGUCAUGCAAUACUAAAAUUUGAGAUUAAAACUUGAGGUUAGUAGCGUUAAGACCUCAGUAUGCUUCACAUCAACUCAUCUUUGGAUUGUUUAACAGCAUCUGAGAGCCUAUCCAGCAGUCAAACCCACAUCACACAGUGAUUGAUAAGAAGUUUGAAAGCAGGCAGGCUUUGAACUGCCCUCGCUGUGCAAACAAUAUUGCCUGUAUACUGAAACACACCUCCUCGUAGUGUUUAUCUAAAGUCCUGCGUUACAAAUGACUAUUCUGCCAUCCUUCCCCCCCAGAGUACCUGGAACUUGGAUAAAGUAUAUGGAAAUACAAAGGAAAUUUUGUACUAAAGCGAAAGUAACUUUGGAAGAUUGAUAUGGCUAAGUCAGAGUACUAAAGCCUCAUUAAUUAACAGCUGAAUUUUAGAAUCCCCAAGGCAGGAUUUUGUCCCUCACAGUGUAGUCACGCCACAGUGGUUAGCAUUUCAUGGCCAGUUCUGACCGGUGGAAUAAUAACCAAUACAUCUUUAAACAUACAUAUGGGCAUAUCAAGGUCAAUUUGAAAAAUCCAAACAUGUCAUUAAAAAACACUGCCAACAUAUCCUAACAAAAUAAUAAUAACAAAAUAUUCAUAUACUCACGUUUGAGCAAAACAGCAUUGUGGGAGUUGUAGGAAGUUUCCAUUAUUGAUGAAUCCCUUCUUCCUAAAUUAGACUACAGUGGAAGUGAAGUGAACCCAUCUGGGAGAAAGACCCUUCCCACAUCUCCUCACUCUUAGCGCAGGGCUGUGCUAGCAUGUUCCUGUCCAUUACCCUGAUCUGUCAUUUCCACUGACCUUCCCCCCGGAACCCAGGAAACCCUGCUGCUUCACACUGUCAGCAUUUACAAAGACAAUAUUGUACCUUUCUGGCAGUAACAUUAUGCUUCACUUUCACCUUCGUCUACAUGGUGUGUUUUUGUUUAUUUUCUAUCUUUGGCUUAACAGAGAUCUUCUGUGGUAUUUGCUUUGUUUUAUUUUUCUUCUAUGUCUAGAUGCUGUAAGAAAAACGUAUAUAUUUGAUUUAAGAAAGCAAUGUGUUGGAUUUCGUUUUUUUUCUCUGUCUGAAGGUUUAUGUGUUACAAAAGAUUCCAAACAAAAACUCCUCGGUACAGAACUGCCUGAUCAAACUCGGCAGGGUUGUUUCAACUUAGACUUAGUGUUGACUGUUUUUUGACGUGGAAACUGUUACAUUUUGCUUGAUUAAAGAAAAAAAGUGUUCAUGUUUAGUUUCUUUUGAUAAUUUCAAUAAAUGGCUUCUUUUGCCAUUUCUUGC
Molecule: messenger RNA, 8269 nt
Organism: Micropterus salmoides (largemouth bass)
Lineage: Eukaryota; Metazoa; Chordata; Actinopteri; Centrarchiformes; Centrarchidae
Gene: fam110b
Product: family with sequence similarity 110 member B
Exons: 6
Coding region: 1026-2471 (481 amino acids)
Source: RefSeq, a predicted model, not a curated record